AUGGAUAUAAUAGAGUUCAAUUUGAAUCAUACAGAUCAAGAAUUUCAUCCUGAAUUUGCUUCGGAUCAACGUAAUUUUGAGAUUUGUCUUAAUCAAACAAAGUUAUCAUCAGUUGAUCAAAAACAUUUGCUCAAUAAAACUCGACAAUGGGGUGGAGAAUUGGGCAUCGAUAAAACUUUGAAACAAUAUGACUUAGAUGCGCUCAUUGUGGCGGAUACUUUGUAUGCACUGGUGAUGAUGGCAUCAGCAGCUGGCUAUCCUCUGAUUAGUGUUCCAAUGGGAUACAAGCAACUGAAUGGUCAACCUUUUGGUUUAAUUAUCGCUGGUACAUCUUGGUCUGAACCGAUGCUACUACGUAUCGCGCACGGAUUCGAACAAGUAUCACGUGUUCGAGAUCAACGUCGACCUCCAUAUGCUGCACCCUGA
Rotaria sp. Silwood1 is the source of this 426-nucleotide messenger RNA. The record is from the annotation of a GenBank genome assembly. Lineage: Eukaryota; Metazoa; Rotifera; Eurotatoria; Philodinida; Philodinidae.